CGUCGCGCCGCGCCGCCUGUCGCUUUAACCGCCCGCCCCGGGUGGCGGCGGGCGCAGUGCGCAUGAGCCGGCGGCCGGCACCGCGCCCGGCCUGAGGCAGCGCGCGCCGCACCUGCUCGCGGCUGCCUUCUGCGGGACGGCGCCGGGGCUCCGGGCGCGGAUUCCUCCCUCCUGCGGCCGGAAUGAAUACAGCUUACAGCCCUACGUAACACGCUGGUGACAUUCUGCACUGCGUCGAGAUCAGAAAGUCAGAGGGUGUGAUGCCUAGAAAUCUCCUGUCAGACUUCUCUGAAAUGGCAUCCGAAAUCUCUCCAAAUCAUGUGCUUGGGAGCGUGGAGAGGAGUGACAACGUGGAGAAUCGCAGCACCCAAGCUAGGUGCAGAAAUGUUCCCUUGGAUGAUGAGAGUCUGAAAUACUUAACUCAUGAAGAGAAGGAUGUUCUCAUGUUCUUUGAAGAAACCAUAGAUGCCUUAGAUGAUGACUUGGAGGAACCAGUCCUACCUGACAGUGGCAUCCACUCUCAGUCUCCAAGGUCAACAGAAGAAAAUGUCUCCAGUCAUUCAGAAACUGAAGACAUCAUUGACUUAGUGCAGUCUACACCUGACAGUAGUGACCAUGAAGGCCCUCCUACCAGAGAUGCAGAACCAGUGUUGGAUGCUGCCUGGGGAACUGAUAGCCCUAAGCCAGCAGUACCUGCUGACCUUCCCUCACAUCCCUCUGUAGCACCACUGCCACCACCACCAACACAUGAGAUGCUUCCUCCUCCUCCACCUCCUCCGCCUCCAGUGCAGCACCCAAAGCUGCUUCGCUCCAUCCCCACUCCACUCAUUAUGGCCCAAAAGAUGUCUGAGCAGCAGAUGGAGAGCAGGCUGCGCUUGCCUGGUGCCUUCAAAGAAGGGAAUUCUGAAAGGAAGAAAACCCCAGUACCCAACGGUGAUUAUCUUGCACCUCCUAAGUAUCCUCCCCCGCCAGCACCCAAACUGCACAGGUUUCCAAGCAAUAUUAACAUAACCAAUGUCAGUGGUAAAGAAUUCAACGAGACUAUCUCAAAGGCAGCAGUUAACGUACAGGAGCGGAGAGCUCAGGUGCUGGCCAAUAUCAAUGGAGGAGCCUUUCUGGCAGCUGAACUGGAGGAAAAGCUGCAGAAAAAUGAUUUGUUGGGACGCAACAGGAGUUCUUCCUUAAGGGAUCUCUCCUCUGAACAGACACGAUAUGAGGCCCUGACAAAACUUGGUCUAGUGAAAGUAAGGCCAGCUCAGGACCAAGUGGAUCAUGCCCCAGGUACUCAGCAGCUUGAUGUGCAGCCCAAACAGGGAGACGUUGUUCCCAAUGGAUAUCAAAACAUCCAUGAGAUUUUAAGAAGCGAGCCCAGCCCUUUCCUUCCUCAGGGCAAAACUGUAACAAUCAAACCAGAGGUGGCUCUUGCUGCUAACAAGGUCACUCAGCAGAACACAGCAAAAGGAUUUAAUGAUCAUAAGCAACCUAAUCUAAACCUGGAUAUGAGGAGGAGGUCAGGUUCGCUGCCUCGCCCUUCAGGGUUUCGACCCCAAGGGAUAACGGUAAGGUUUUCUGGACGUGGCUCAACGGAAGAAGCUAGGAGAGAGGCACUUCGGAAACUGGGACUACUGAAAGAGACUGCAUAAUCCACGCAGGAAUGCUGCGGCAGUGGGGGGCAACUCAUAGCUUGGCUUUGUGCUAGAAGAAUCCCAAUAGGAUUGGGAUUAAAUGAACUGGAAGAAGGGGGUGUUCUCUGCUUCAGGCAAGCUAAGGAGGUACUAGAUACUGUGGCAUGACAGCUAGUGUUUAACCCAGCAUAACUGGCACAUGUGCAGUCAUGUACAGUGGUGGGUUUCAACCCUCCUUGCUACCGCGAUACGCAUUUGUUGUUCUCUGUGACUAUGAAGAAUUUUAUUUAAGUAAUGCUGGACUAUAGCAGAGGGCAUCCUGUUAAUGAAGUGUACAGUGCAGUAUUGUUGUACAUAGUAAAUUGAAUGGAGAAUCUUCCUUUUGCUCUACCUUUCUCAAGCCAAAAACAAGAGCUCCGUUUGUCUUGCACACGUGUGUAUGUCUGUUCACGGGAGCUCGAGAUACGUCAAAACUGAAAAUUUUGACCAGUGUGGCCAAUUUCUGUGACUGUUUGUCUUGUCUGUAUUAUCCGGCUCUGCUUCCUUCCCUAGUUGUGGUGGGACCUUUCCUUUCCUUGCUCUGUGCCCGACUCGACUGAAGACUGUAGAGAGGGCAGUUUCCGUUUUGACCUUCUCUUUGACAGAACAGCCCAAGCUUGGAGUUGGCCACCGCAUCAUUCUGCCACUUGAAGUCUGCCUUUCCUCCUGGCCACCUGCUUCGUGGUCAUGCUCUAGCAACCUGCUUGUCCAGUGAAAGGCACCAGAUAGGCCUGAAGGAUAUGCGCAGUGCGUCGCUUUUUGCACUGACAGCCAAAGAGUCUCUUGACAAUCUGUAACCCCAACUGUUCUGUACCGGUGAUGAUGUUACUAGCAGAGAAGCCAUAGGAACAAGUUAACUUUGUACCAAAUGUGGGAACCUUAUGUCAAAAGGCUCACCUUUUACAUGAGGGUUUGCAGGAAGAGACUGUUACUUUUCAAACAAUAGCUGUACUACACUAAAUGGCUGUGAUUAAGUUCUGUUAUUUCUGAUAACUGUCUCACGAUCUUCCCUGUAGCUUGAAAGCCCUAGCGAUCCUCUGUUUGGAGACAGCCUUAUUUGAUUCUGCUCUGCCAAUACAUGACAGAAGUUAGCCAAAACUCUUGCAGGCUAAGUGGAGUUACAGAACAGAUCAGUAGGUAAGAGCGUAUAGCUCCUGAAUGGUCCGAGUUGGCACAUUUGGCCUUUAUUCAAUAGAUGUGCUUUUAAAGAUGGUCCAAAAGAAUAUUUACCUGGUAGCUGGUAUGAUUUUUGUAUAUGGCAAAGCUGCUCUUUCAGAAGAAAAGUCCCUUCCCUUCUUUUUCAUCCCCAAACCUCACAAAUAGCCAUUUUAAAAACAAAAUGCCAAAAUCUACGCCCUCUAAAUCCCUCAUUGUUACUCCUGCAUGUUUGAGAGUCCUCAAACUUUUUGCUAAAGGGAAAAAACUUGCUUGUUCUCUGCACUAAGGCCUCAAGCAGCCCCCUCUUUUUUCUUUUUCUUUUUUUUUUUUUUUUCCCCCUCAGUAGCUGAGUAAUAAGCCUUGGAAAAGUGGAGGGGAGUGGCGGUACAGAAACCAACACACCCUUCAUACAAGAGCUCUGACAUAACUGUGAUAAACAACGUUGUAUUUCCUGUGAUAAAGUAUUUCAAACUUGCUGAGCUGUACUUGUAAAUGAAACUGUUGUGAAGGAAAAUCUUUCCGUAAUUGUCAACCUGCCUCAGAAGUUAAAGUAUUUUUUUAAUUGUCUGCUUGCUGCUUAAAUUUUUAAUUGCAUUGUUAUGGUAUCUGGCUCCGUUCUGUUAUGUAGUUUUUCUUGUCAGCCUUUUCGCAGGGUAAGCGAUCAUGUUCCUCAUUGCGACAGGCAUACCAUACAAAGCAGUCGGUAAUUAAAAAAUGUGACCGGUCCUCAGUCUGGCCGAGCACUUAAGCAUGGAUAAUCAAAGGUGAGAAGAGAAAACAGAGAAGGCUGUGUGCUGAAAGCAUGUACUUGCCUUGCUAGGAUCUGAGUUUGUAGUCUCAAACCAGGAAGGUGAUGGCUGCAUGGAUUCAUGGGCUUCAUGCUGUCCGCAGUGGAGUCCCAUGUGUGGAUAGUAUGGUGCCACUCUUCAGAGUAAGUUUAAAUGUUUCAUGGCUUCCUGUGCUUUUAAAUCCUGUUCAAGAUAAUUUUACAUUAUAAAUAUGAAGUGUGUACAAAGCAGUCUUCACCUCUAAUUGUUUCUUGCCAGUAACAAGCUCUUCUCGUGAGUUGUUUACAGUUGAGAGUCCAUGCUAAAAACCCCUGACACUAAUAGUUUCACUGAAAUUCAGCCCUACUCAAUAACUGUGUAACAUAACACUAUUUAAAAAAAAUUUAGAUGUUCAAUAGCUAAAGUAUAGAGUUGUGGUAUGCCGAAUUAGCUGGAUCGUAUUCUUUCAUCCUUUGUGUAGGGCUGUGUCACCCACUUGUGGGAAGUGAGAGUUUCAGCUUCGCUAGGUAAAGCGAUUUCUGCCAGUGAGGAGUUGGAGCCAGGUAUUCAUUGUGGCCCUUCACAGUAGCAACCAUCCUGUUGGUAAAACCUUCACUGUGCCUGAAACUGUAGUAAGUAAAGCCAUGUACUAUAUGAAGUUAAAAGUCUAGCUGCUAAUAACCUAUAUGUAUAUACAUAUAUAAAUUUAGCUCUAUUUUGUGUAUCUUAUUUUGUGUGUAUAUGUUGCUGUGAUUUCCAUCCCACCCCCAGUGUUAGAGGUCACUGUCUUGCACAAAUCUGAUAAAUCAUCUAAUUAAACUGGGAUAAAACCAAUGGAACUAUGGCUGAUGGAAAGUGAAAUUUCAUGCUUUAUCACCAGUAGCAUGCAUCUUUCUUAGAUAAGGGAGGAGAGAUGCGAUUUUUGAAUAGCUAAUACCAAUUUAAUAGCUGUUAUCUUUGCAACUGUGGAUCUAUGAGCCAUCCUGCCCCAGAGGAAAAAGAAAAAAGGAUUAUUUCACACUCUUUUUGAGAGAUGUGUGUCUUCCCUGUGGGGCUUCAGGAACCGUGACCACCUUGUCCUUGCAGGAGGGAGGUAGCAUCCGAAACCAUGUGUUAAAUAAGCAAAAGUCCCCUUCUCUUCCACCCUGCGUUUUGCAACAGUGAGAGGACUUUUCUGAAAGGAAUAUUCCAUGCAUGAAAGUAUAGUAAGUGCUCCUCAUGUUUCUGUGCCUGCAAGAACGUUGUAUUUUAUCACGCGUGAGUGUGCCCAGGCUGGUGUGGCUAUGCUGAUGGUAGUCUUUCUCAUAACAGGACAGAAAGUUCCCCUGAGGGCUACUUAGCUUUUGUGCAUUUUUCUUGUGUUUCUCCCUUUUCAUUUGGAUGCUUGUACAUCAAGAUUGCUAAGAUCCUUCUGACCAAAUAACUAAGUGUUGGCUCUGGCAUGCAUUACUAUAGUUACUGCUGCCAAUUAGAAUACUGACAUAAAGGUUUCUUAAUGAACUGCCACCUAGCUGAGGUGGUAGUUAAACUGGUCCUGCAGUUGUCCCACUUCAUGUAGGGAAUGUCUUAGGGCCCAAAUUACUGACUUCUGCUUUAAAAAAGAAAAUAAAAGUCCUGCAAAAGAACAGUUCUUCAAGAAUUGCUGGCUUCCUUUUGCCCAGAUCCCUAAAGGUAACUAAUGCCUCCAGUGGAAGUAAAGCAUCUAAACUCUG
Dromaius novaehollandiae (emu) is the source of this 5301-nucleotide messenger RNA. It is a transcript of the gene PROSER2, whose product is annotated as proline and serine rich 2. Bases 261 to 1643 code for a protein of 460 amino acids. The record is from RefSeq and is a predicted model, not a curated record. The transcript has 4 exons. NCBI's taxonomy places the organism in Eukaryota, Metazoa, Chordata, Aves, Casuariiformes, Dromaiidae.